AUGUCCUCUAGUCAGAUUAACCAAGCAUUGAAAGAGAUCAUCCCGUCGUAUAACGGGGAGAAUCGUUCAAAGCUUAUCAAUUAUGUCGAUUCGUUAUACCAUCUCAGUCUCAGAAAGCAGAGCGGGUUACCAAACAACAGUGGUAUAGGAAGGUACCACUUGUGCACUUAUGUGAUAGCUGAGAAGUAUCAAAACUUGUUUGAUCUUCCAACUCCUGACAAGUCAAGGAUACCGAUUCAACCACAAUUGGUUGAUAAGCUAAUCGAUGAUUUUCGAGAUUUCGUUAAUCAAUUAUCUGCAGCAAGUACGCCAAACUCAAGUCCCCAAAAAAGAAAAAGAAUUGCAAGUACGCCAAACUCAAGUCCUCAAAAAAGAAAAAGAACUGCAAGUAGCUCUCAAACAACCCCUGUGUCUGGUAGUUUCAUGGGAAGUCUAAAUGAGAAAAUAAAGCAAUCUGGCUCUCCUUUGAAAAAACUCCGGCAAGCUGCAGAUACGACUCUGAGUAACUCAAAUAAUGACAAUGAUAUCGAAAAUGAUAUCGACAAUGAGGACAAAAACUCUCCAUUCAUAGAGAAACCAAAGACACCGUCGAAACGGAAAACUAGACAUGACCCUAAAGUUGUUCUGAUCCCUGAGUUUAUUACAUUUUGCAAUACCUUCUUUAUACCAGCCAAAUACUCCUCGCAAAUGAUACGAACAUUUUUCCUUCACAAGCACAAAUUUGCAAAGAAAACUGAUUGGCCGCUAGCUUGUGGUAUAAUAUAUGCUGCAUAUAUUAGAAUCAAUAGCCAAUUACUUAGCAAGACAAUAGGUGCAAAGUCAGAGUUUAUGGCACUUAUGUUGCAGUAUCAAAGGGGCGGCUUACUGAAGCUGACCCUUCAAUCGUGGUGUACUUUAGUGGGAGACUGGAUCAAGGACGAGCCUUGGAUACAAGCUAUAGAAAAGCAGUACGUUGCGGGAAACGAAAUCAGGGAAGAGGAUCGAAUGCAAAAUGAGUAUAGAGGUCGUGUAGGCGAGGGCUGGGCAUUACUAGAACGGUUUGGAGCUAUGAUUCAUGGUGAACAUUUGUACGAGUCUAAUAACCAAAUCAAGUACUACAAUACUUGGUCAAAAAGGGCCCAUGAUGCAUUUGAACAGUUGAGUUGA
Lodderomyces oxycetoniae is the source of this 1146-nucleotide messenger RNA. Its product is annotated as origin recognition complex subunit 6. Gene Ontology annotation, biological process: DNA replication. The record is from RefSeq and is a predicted model, not a curated record. The transcript has a single exon. Gene Ontology annotation, cellular component: nuclear origin of replication recognition complex. Lineage: Eukaryota; Fungi; Ascomycota; Pichiomycetes; Serinales; Debaryomycetaceae. Bases 1 to 1146 code for a protein of 381 amino acids. Gene Ontology annotation, molecular function: DNA binding.